GAACCCCUUCUCACCCUUGAAAGGUAAAUUACCAAAGAGCUCAGAAGUGAGCAUCAGAGAGAGAGAGAAAAGUAAUCAUGCACAGUCCUCACAGAGAAGAAUCAGAGAACCAAAAAACGAAAACGAAAUGCCUUUGUAAGAGAGAAAUAUCGUCGUUCAAAGGAAUGAGGAGUAUCUGCUUCACUCCCUCUAAGGAUUUUUCUAUUACUUAUUUUUCUUCUUCUAUUUCGCCUCGUCCUCCUCUGAGAAGCUGCAGUACCUUAUCGGAAUCCAUGAUGGAAGAGAACUUGGAGCAAGCCGAAUCCAUCAUCACCAAGUGGGAUCCCAACACCUCCUCCUUCUUCAAAGUCACCUCUCUCUUCCACGAAAACCGCCGUGAAGCCAAGGACUUCCUCAAAUCCGUCAAGGAUUUGCAGCGUGUUAUGCACUACUUCGUCUCCCACUACUCCUCCUCUGACAAGCUUGUUCGAGCCCAUAACCUGACGCAGAUCGCCAUGAAGCGUCUACAGAAGGAAUUCUACCAAAUUCUCUCCGCCAAUCGCGACCACCUCGACCCCGAAUCCGUUUCCGUUCGAUCCAGUACUUCCCGCGCCUCUGCUAGAUCAAGCAUCUCCGACUACGAAGACGACGCCGGCUCCGAGGUCGAGAUUCAGGCUGCCGGCAUAUCCAUUUCAGAGGUUGAGCAGUUCUCCACACUCGUCAUGUCGGACCUCAGGUCCAUCGCCGAAUGCAUGAUCUCGUCCGGAUACGGCAAAGAGUGCAUCAAGAUUUACAAGAUAAUGAGGAAGUCUAUCGUUGAUGAGGCUCUGUACAAGCUCGGAGUCGAGCGGCUCUCCUCUUCGAAGAUUCAAAAGAUGGAUUGGGAGGUCCUUGAGCUCAAGAUUAAGAGCUGGCUCAACGCCGUCAAGAUUGCAGUGAAGUCACUCUUUUCUGGCGAAAGGAUCGUCUGCGAUCACGUCUUCUCCACUUCCGAUUCCACCAGAGAGUCCUGUUUCUCGGAUAUCACUAAUGAAGGAGCCAUCCAUCUGUUACGGUUCCCAGAAUCCGUGGCCAAGAUCCACAAGGGAAAGUCACCGGAAAAGAUGUUCAGAAUACUCGAUUUCUAUGAAGUCAUCUCUGAACUAUUUCUCGAUAUCCAAUCGAUCUUCUCCUUCGAUUCUACCACUGUCAUCCGGUCUCAAGCUCUGAACUCACUUAUCACGCUCGGCGACAGUGUUCGUGCAAUGUUAUCAGAUUUGGAAUCCGCCAUUCAAAAGGAUUCAUCAAAAUCCCCAAUCCAAGGAGGCGGUCUCCAUCCUCUGACCCGUUACGUGAUGAAUUACCUAUCUCGCCUCUCCAAUUACAGCGGAAUCCUCUCUGACAUCGUCGCCGAUUGGCCUUUGCCGGAGCAUGUGUCUCUGCCACAGUUCUACUUUGAGAGCUCAAACCUUAAAGACAAUCCAUCGUCGGGGUUAACUAUUCGGCUGGUUUGGAUUAUAUUGGUGCUCCUCUGCAAGCUCGACGGCAAGGCGGAGCUAUACAAAGACCCCGCCUUAGCAUAUCUGUUCCUGACCAACAAUUUACAGUACAUGGUGAAGAAGGUUCAGAAUUCCAAUCUCAGGUAUUUAUUGGGAGAGGAUUGGAUGUCGAAGCAGGAAGCAAAGGUGAAAAGAUACGCGGCGAGCUACGAGAAGAUUGGGUGGAGUAAGGUUCUAUCGGCGAUACCGGAAAAUUCGACCGCCACCGCGAUGUCAGCAGAAGAGGCGAAGGAUUGCUUCAAGAACUUCAAUUCGGCGUUUGAGCAGACAUACAGAACAGAGUCGUCUUGGGUCGUCAAGGGUAGAAAGCUCAGGGAAGAGAUUAAGGUUUCCAUAGCCAAGAAACUCGUGCCAAGGUAUCGGGCUUUACUGAGAACAGGGAACAAUUUGGAGUCAAUUGUCAAGUUUACCCCUGAUGAUUUGGGGAAUUACUUAUCUGAUCUGUUCUACGGGACCAGUGCUUCGUCGUCGGCGUCUUGUUCACCGGCGCAAUCGCCAGGGAAGCGCCUCUUGACGGUGAGAGAGACGGGGAGGGAGAGAACGACUUAG
Molecule: messenger RNA, 2066 nt
Organism: Telopea speciosissima
Lineage: Eukaryota; Viridiplantae; Streptophyta; Magnoliopsida; Proteales; Proteaceae
Product: exocyst complex component EXO70H1-like
Exons: 1
Coding region: 78-2066 (662 amino acids)
Biological process (GO): exocytosis
Cellular component (GO): exocyst
Molecular function (GO): phosphatidylinositol-4,5-bisphosphate binding
Source: RefSeq, a predicted model, not a curated record